Blastomyces dermatitidis ER-3 is the source of this 563-nucleotide messenger RNA. RefSeq lists its product as uncharacterized. NCBI's taxonomy places the organism in Eukaryota, Fungi, Ascomycota, Eurotiomycetes, Onygenales, Ajellomycetaceae. The coding region runs from base 291 to 563 and encodes 90 amino acids. The record is from RefSeq and is a predicted model, not a curated record. The transcript is spliced from 3 exons.
CUUUUCUCAAGUCCAUCAGAUGUGAUAAGACAAAUAUUUAUAUUCCUUUUGAUCCAAAACAAACUGGUUUCCCCCUUCAUUCCCUGAGAAUCGACUACUGCCCUUUGUGACUUUUCAUCUCCAAAUAUACAUCCUUCUACAGACGUUCGAACAACUCGGUCGCGGUUGAGCGCGUAGAAUAGCACUGUUUUGCUUUGAGUCGGAUACAUCACGCGGUUUCUGUGCCUUCAUGGUGCUGGCACGAAUAGCCAGGCGAUAGCUCCAUUGCCACGAUGUGAUUCUAGCUAAAAAUGUGUUUCUACGUCCUCUUGACUCCCGCCAUACGAUAUGAAUUAGGCGGUGAUCACGAGUAUCACUUUGUUGAGAGAUGUCUGCCAUGGCCAAUUGCCCCAGAGAUCACAUCUCUCGUCACGUCGAAGGAGGAUACCUUCGCUCACUACAAUCCCAACUCGCCAGAAAUCGUCCUUAAAGCCCUUGACAAUUUAGGCAAAUACAUCGAAGAUGAAGGCCCUUUCGACGGCGUCAUAGGCUUUUCUCAAGGCGCUAUGCUCGCUACAUCCUAG